Messenger RNA from Desarmillaria tabescens, 1143 nucleotides. RefSeq names its product Sec20-domain-containing protein. Gene Ontology annotation, cellular component: SNARE complex; endoplasmic reticulum. Gene Ontology annotation, molecular function: SNAP receptor activity. Lineage: Eukaryota; Fungi; Basidiomycota; Agaricomycetes; Agaricales; Physalacriaceae. Bases 30 to 1055 code for a protein of 341 amino acids. The record is from RefSeq and is a predicted model, not a curated record. The transcript is spliced from 5 exons. Gene Ontology annotation, biological process: retrograde vesicle-mediated transport, Golgi to endoplasmic reticulum.
UGCCACGCGACCACCACGCGACCUUGCUAAUGCCUCCCAUUCCCUCCACGUUCGACGAAGAAACCUCUCAGACGAUAGCGUCCAUCGAGAGGCGUCAGAAUGACAUAUCGCAGUUCCAAAUACCACGUCUGCGUGCAUGUAAAGGACCGCUAGCUGCCCAGCAAAAUCUAGCGGCAGAGUUGAGAGAGGACCUUGAUACCAUUGCGCGACAAGUGGAAGGACUAGAUUUGAUGGUUGGAGACCAGCGAGGAGAGAAGAAUCGGAGAGACUUGCAACAAAUAGUGGACGGACUCAAACACGCGCUCGCCAGUCUCAGAAAGGAUACACGAGCAGCGCUUUUAGAGUCCAAGCGUACCAUCGAUGCUUUGAGCAGGUCGAAUCGGGAAGAGCUACUAAAAUCCUCGGCCGUCACUGAGAAAUCAGACGAGAAAGUAACGGAGGAUACAUUAAUGCAGGCUAAUCAGACUGUCACGGAGGCCUUGCGGCGGACAAUUGGCCUCAUGCAAGGGGAACUGGAGCGGUCGGUUGCAGCAACUCAGCUGUUAGAUGCUUCCACAGCUUCCUUGCGCGCCACAUCGACGACUCACGACAUGCUCACGAAUGUACUGGACACCUCCAAACAGCUCAUCACCGCCCUUGAGAAAACUGACUGGAUGGACCGCAUCUUAAUCAUAUCUGGAUUGGUUUUCUUCACCCUUGUGGUUCUCCUCAUCUUGAAACAGAGGUUGGUAGAUCGGGGUAUUCGAAUAGCCUUCUGGUGGACGCGGUUCAUCCCCGACUUUGGCGGUGACGAAGCCCUGCUGUCCAUGGAAGAAGGGAUUAAAGCAACAACGUUGGCUACGACGCUGGCGUCGGCUGCUGCGGGAUCUGUCUCUGCGGCAGUGUCUCUAGCGACGUCCUCUCUUGUCGAAGUGUCGGUCUCAAGCGUAUUAUGGGAUUCCAGUACAACGGACUCCGCUACAGAAGCAACGAUGUCUCCACCAAAUACAUUUAUCACUACAACAACCGAUACUAUCAUGUCUUCAGCUACAGAGACUUCGCAUGAUGAACUAUAGUCCGCGGUGUAUCACAUCUUUCUUUGAAUAUUAUCGCAUAAUCUGCUCUCCUUGGGAGAAGGACUGACAGAAAGUGAUAGGCCUCAAU